CCUGCCGGGUCCGCCGAGGCGAGGGCUGGGCUAAGAUGGCGGCCCCCGUCCUACUGCGAGUGUCGGUGCCGCGCUGGGAGCGGGUGGCGCGCUACGCCGUGUGCCUGGCCGGCAUUGCCCUGGCAAUCUACGGCUUCCACCUGGAGCGCGAGAAGGGCCGCGACCUCCACUACCGGGCCCUUUGCGACCUCAGCGAGCGCGUCCGUUGCUCCGCUGCCAUCGCCUCCAGAUGGGGACGAGGGUUUGGCCUCCUGGGCUCCAUUUUUGGGAAGGACAGUGCAAUAAAUCAACCAAACAGCGUCUUUUGUCUCAUCUUCUAUGUACUACAAAUGUUACUUGGUAUGACAGCAAGUGCGGUAGCAGCGCUAGUCCUCAUGAUGUCCUCCAUAGCAUCUGUAAUAGGAUCCUUGUACCUGGCCUACAUUCUGUACUUUGUGCUGAAGGAAUUCUGCGUUGUCUGUGUCAUCACUUACUUGCUGAACUUCAUUCUCUUUAUCAUCAACUACAAACGACUGGUUUACUUGAACGAAGCCUGGAAACGGCAACUGCCACCCAAGCAGGAUUAGCUCCCCUGCGGACUCUUGACCGACAGUCUGAAGACCCUGACUUCCAUUUUAAUUUUAUCUCGCAGUAACAGAAUUUCCUUUUUGAUUCUUCAUAUCAGAUGCCUUUCCUGCGAAUCAAAAGAAAGGGGCCCUAGAUAACUUCUCCGCUAAUGAGUCCAAUAUGAGGAAGCGUUCAAGGAAGUCCCAGUCCAAUCAAAGACAAGCUUUAACUCUACUGUGAAAGUUUCUCAGCUGCACAUGCUUGACUCCUUCCCUCCCACAAAUAUGUCAAGGUGGUCACAUUUGUUAGGAGAUCAUGUUCACUGGCCAUGUUCAAGACUGUGUAUCAGGUGGAAGUGUCGCCAAGUUUCCAUUAUGUGUAUGGGGAGCCGAGGGGCCUAGUCGUGGCCGCAACCGGGACACAGCCCGCGGCAUUGUACAUAACGUUACGAGGGGGCUGUCCCAAAAUGGGAGGCUGGUGGCGGCUGAGCCUGUUGCGUUUAGAGGCAUGGCGAUGUGAAGAAUUGCUCGUCUCCUCCUUGGGAGAUCGUUUUUUAAAAGUUCUGUUUUUGAAAUGAGCCCUUCUCUCUGGGGAAGACAAAGGAUGAA
Molecule: messenger RNA, 1154 nt
Organism: Varanus komodoensis (Komodo dragon)
Lineage: Eukaryota; Metazoa; Chordata; Lepidosauria; Squamata; Varanidae
Gene: VKORC1L1
Product: vitamin K epoxide reductase complex subunit 1 like 1
Exons: 3
Coding region: 36-566 (176 amino acids)
Biological process (GO): peptidyl-glutamic acid carboxylation; vitamin K metabolic process
Molecular function (GO): vitamin-K-epoxide reductase (warfarin-sensitive) activity
Source: RefSeq, a predicted model, not a curated record